Messenger RNA from Uranotaenia lowii, 6499 nucleotides. It is a transcript of the gene Rif1, whose product is annotated as telomere-associated protein RIF1. The transcript is spliced from 5 exons. The coding region runs from base 535 to 5994 and encodes 1819 amino acids. Gene Ontology annotation, biological process: telomere maintenance. NCBI's taxonomy places the organism in Eukaryota, Metazoa, Arthropoda, Insecta, Diptera, Culicidae. The record is from RefSeq and is a predicted model, not a curated record. Gene Ontology annotation, cellular component: nucleus.
GAGCCACCACCACGGAGAAUUUUGUUUUGAAUCAGAGCUGUACCUUGGAAGCUCUCUAAUUUUGUUGAUUUUUCGCGUUAAUUCGGUUGCCUCGCGCGUUAAAAAGUUGUUAAAAAGUUCCGCUGUUGAUUGAUGUUCGCGGGAGUGUUAAAAGUUUUCGAUUAGAACUGUUAGAACUACGUUAGAAGUUAAAAUUUUUUUUAAGCAACUCGCCAUCGAGGUUGGCUGUGUAAUUUACGGUUUAUGCUAGGCCGCAAAGCAGCUGAAGUGGAUAUCCCGGGAAAUGCAUCGGUUUUUAUUCAGUGAAUAAGUGAAAAGAUUCCCUAAAAGGAUUAUCGCGUUUUUUUUUUUCGUGGGAAAUUGCGGUAGAAAAACGCGCGUGUCCCCACGAUUAUCCUUUUGCUCUUCCAAGAGGGUAGAGGAGUGGCAUCGGUAUUUGGGGCAGCUAGCGAACAGAAAGAGACACCAACACUUCUACCACAGCAUUUUUUCGAGAAAAGCGCAGAGCAACGAGUGCAACGUAGGAGUGGUACGAUGACCACGGCCACCGGAGCUAAGCUACCCGGCCAUGACCAAUACGAAAAGCUGCGCAAAGCGCUGCAGUCGGGCAAUCGAUCACAGAUAGACAAGAUCCUCGAGACGCUGGUCAAAGCCUGCCAGAAACAUGCGGUGCCCGUGGCCGAGAAACCUAAACUUGACGACGACCAGUUGAACUUCUGGUUGAACGAAAUCCUACGAUUGCUGUUUGAUUGGGAGAAUGCCUUAACCCGGGACCUGGCCUUGAGGGCCUCCGAAGCCAUCGUUCCGCAUCUGGAGCAAACCCUGUACCUGGACUCUCCGGCAUGGCCGGCUCUGAAGAGUCAAAUCAGUAACAAUUACGCUAAUUUGCUUAAGCAAGCACGCGGCCGCAACGAUCCCGAAUGGCACCGCAAGUGGUCGGUGCUGGUGCGUAUUUUGGACAAAGAGAUCUGCCAAGGUGCCCUUAUCAUAAACGUGUUCUUGGCCAUCGUGGAAAAUGGCUUCCGAUCCGCGGAACUGCUGGUCCGGGAACAAUCUUUCGACUGUUGGCGCUUGUUGGUGGAAAUUUUUGCCAAAUAUCAGCAAAUCAACAUCCCGAAGCGCAUCAAGCUGAUCUGUAUCCCACUGAAAAGUUCCAAAUCUAAGACGGAGGUGAUCGCGCUGAAAAAGUUCGAAAUCUGGUGGUUUUUGAUCAACAAGCUGCAACCACAGCUGGAUGUUUUCGCGGAGAACGUGUUCGAGCCGUUCAUCUACUUCUGUUUUGGGCCUUCGUUCAAAACUCCACUGUGCUAUUACUUCGAUAACAGCUACCAGGAAUUCGGAGCCCCUGGGAAAAUCUACGACAACAUCAAACAACUUUCCGCCCUGGCCCUGAUCCACAUGCUAGGUCCGGCUCCGAAAAUCACCGAAACAUUGCUAGCCGGAACCGGUAUCGGUGGAACCAGCGAUAGUCAGGACCCAGACAAAAACGGUCUCAUAAGCUUCAAUCCCCCAUCAGCAGCAGCAGCCGAGCAUAUCAUCUCGGCCAAGCUUUUUUCGCAAAAGACCAAACUGAUCAUCAACUCCUGCACCGAAUGUACGGUGCUGUUCUCACAAAUGAAGGACAAAAACUACCUGGAACUGAACCGAUGCCUGUGGCGCAACCUUAUGAAUAUGGUCGAUCAGGAAGUUACCACUCCUAGAGCCGACAUGUUAGGUUGGAUUCGUGAAAAUCUUGCCGCCCUAAUCAGUUUGAGUGCCCAACUGAACGAUCAAAUCCUGCGGGAGCUAGUGUAUGACACCGUACUGUUGGUGGUGCAAAGCAAACUUCUUACUGUCGUGAUUGGGCAGGACAGCCCAGAGCAGCUGCUGAACAAUUAUCGGACUUUCAUGACCUUGAUGUUUGUUCCAGAUCUCACGUAUCCAGAAGAGACUUCGCAGAAAAUCCUAUCGCACGUGUUCGAUUUGCGACGGUACGCAUCGUCCAAAACAGGCUACUGGGACAUGCUGCAGAAAUCGUUCCAGUAUCUGUGCGAUUUGGAUCCAGCUCUGCUGAACGAGUCCCGAUCCGACGGGGUACGACGUAUGGUCACCCAGAUAUACAGUGUGAUGGCCGGUCAUCUGGAGGAACAGAUCCAAAACAAACGGUUCCAGUUCGAGCAUGCACAAACGAUCGUGUACAAUUUCCUGCUGUACCCACUGGAAUACGAUCGCUUUUUGGAGGUAGGCGACGUGAAAGAAUCCUGGCAGAAAGUUUACCAUAUGAUUGUCAAAAACCAGAAAUCGACACGUUAUGCAUGUUCCCUGUCGGAAGUCAUCAAAGCCAUGACGGUGGCCAAAUACAAUGCUAAUUUAACGGUUAUAUUGGAUUUCUUCCGCACGGUGCUAGAAACUAUCCCGGGAGAAUAUGACCUCGGUCAUCCGCCAGUGAAAACGCUAGAAUUGUUCAAGGAUUUGAUUCGCAAGGCACUCGUUUUCCAGACUAGUCUGAUGGAGGUGGCCAUGGGCGUCGAAUCGUUCCGACAACUUAUCGAACGAUUUGCAGUGAAAUCGCUGCUACUGGUUAUCAUGCCGAUUAGAAACGUUGUCAGCGAACUGGUAUCAGGAGAGAAUGAAAAACUGAUGGAGGGGAUCCAAAGUUUGUUAAAGUCUUUGGUGGAACGUUUCCUUUCUACGAAGUUUACCGUUGAACUCAAAACUCAGCCCAAAGAGGUCAAAUGGAAUUGCAAAAUGCUCAUCAAUAUGCUCUUAGAAUUACCACCCAGCAUGCAGAAGCAGUGGAAAAUUCCGGAACUGAAAAAGUUACACGAGGUUUGCGAGGGAAAAGAUGGACCCAAGACUCCUAAAUCGGUCAAGAAAGAAGGCGAUUUUGUGGUCAUUGAGAAGGUUUGGAAAUUCACCCCAGAUAAGCUGACUGAACAUCAGCGGGAUCGCAUGCGGCAAAAGAGAGAUGACAUCCCAGCUUUGUACAAUGAUUUAAGCCAGUCACAAGAUAGUUUCGUGAUCAAACCCUGGACCCCGAACAAGAUUGUUAUCCCAGCAGAUGCUAACAAUGAUCAUGACACUAUUGUUAUGUGUGGAAAUGACACCAGCACGAACACCAACGGUGGAACUUCAGAAGCUUCGGUUCCCAAGGAACAAGGUGCGGCAACUGAUGAGACAAUAAAAUUGGACAAAGAAAACAACAACGGCAAUGUUCAGGAGAAUCAAGUUGUAGUCAAACCUGAGCAGGGAGCUGCUACAACAAGCACGGAGAACAAGAAACCCCAUGAUAGAAAGUCCAAAACAGCUCGAGAGUUGGAUCUUUUGCGUAUAGACAUGGUCCAAGGUAAAAACUUACAAGCCGCUUUAUCGGUCAGAACACGUAGAUCAGGUAGCUUGGAGCCGUCCAGUAGAAGGAAGAACGCUGAUCCUAAGAGAAUACCGGGUAGCGUGACAAAACAUCCUCCUUCAGAGAACAGACGAAACACCCGUAAAGUUGUGGAAAAACUUCCUGCAGAAUCACCUGCUCGUAAAAAGUCAGAGGAGAAACCCAAAAGUCCCGCCGAAAGAACAUCUCCCCGUAAGUCACUGAACUUUGACAACGUGACGGUGAAAGAACCAGCUCCAGCAACCGAAGCUCCUAAACCCAAAUCUCCCAUGAAAGCCAAAGCAAUUAACGAAUCUGUUGAAGAUAUCAUUGAAUCAUCUCAAGCAAAUUCUCAAUCUCUGCUUGCCAGGAAAUUUACUCCUCGCAAACCUAAAGAAGAUGAAAUUGCACCGGCUGCUGCAACCGAAGAAACACUUCCUUUCGACACCGAAGCGGAAAAAGAAAUCGCUAAACUGUCUUCGACCAGUAGCAAAUCACCCGUUAAAGCAAACGUACCAGGAAGUGUAUCGCCUAGUAAAAAUACUAGAAGCGCAGCGGCCGCCCAACAGCAGAAAAUUUCCGAGGUCGACACUGUUCCGAACACGGCACUAGCUGACACAGUGCCCAAUACAGAACCGGCACCGAUCACUCAAAUCGAGAAACCUAAAUCUCCGAUUUCUAGCAAAACUGCUAAAACAGGUAAACGUUCUACGAGUCCUGUUCCGGAGCCAAUAAAUGCAGAACCAGCUUCAAAAUCGCCCAAAAAAUCUACUGAACCAGAAGAACAGGAACUAGCAUCACCGAAUCUUUCUCCCGUGCGUAAUCUCGACGAACAAAUGGAGCCGCUCACCCGAAGUCUUAAUCGUAGUCUGGUUUCCUCCCCAGAGGGAGUUGAAAGAGAGGCAGACCUGUUGAAUAGCACUCUCAACAUUUCUCCUAUAUCUGAAGAUAAGGGGCACCACUCUACAACCCCUUCCACAGAUCCCAAUAAAGAAUCAGCGACCGGUAGCGGUGAAAAGAGAGCUUCUAAUCGAAUCAUGGAUCGCGAAAAACCAUCCGUCAUGCCCUCUCCCAUUGGGCGACGCACACGCAAUUCUCCUCCGAUGAUUCCUGCAGCUCUGGCGAAUUUAAAAGCACGUACUCCCCAGAUGGCUCCUCGCAGUCCAAGCACCGGCAAAAUCGAAUUGCGUGGUCGCGGAGCUCAGCUGAUAAACCUAAUCCGAAAUCAGAGGAAUGAGGGUUCUCCUAAACCGGGUUCGGGACCAUCUCCACAGAAUUCUUCCACACCUAAGCAAAUGCUGCUACCAUCGACGCCCGGGAGCGAACGCAGCCUGAUGAUGCGUAAACUAGCGACCACAGGAAACAUCACCACAUCACAAUCUCCAGAGCAAACCAAACCGUUGUUGCCGGAAAAGGAAAAGGAUAAGGACUAUUUGGUGUUUUCAAAAGUUCUGCCAUCGCCGCAAGCAUCUCCUGCGGCCAGUAUUCUAAAGAGAAAACUAAACCACGACGAUAGUGGCGACGACAUUGAUUCUCCCGCCAACAAGCGCAAACGAGUCAGCUUUCACGAUCCACCAGUGUCACUCACUAAAGAGUACAUCCGCCAGGAGGAAGAAUGUCGAUCACCCUCCAUCAAUCGCUGUCUCCAAAUGGCUGGCAUGUCCCCGGCUGACAAAGCGAAAUUCCUUUUGCGAAGAAAAAGCAAAGCCGACAGUCUUUCGGAGCUGGUUAAAUUUACCCGAACCGCAGAUCCCAUGGCCCCUGGCAAAGAGGAAGAAGAUCAACUGUCAUCUUCGCCGGAUUCGAUUGACGGCGAGUUUGGCAUGAUCAACACGACCGAUAACAUGAGCUCCCUCCAAGUUACAACUGAAUCCGUUGCAGAUGUUGAAAUGAAGGAGUGUCCGGAACCUACCCCAGUCAAAGUUCUCAUUCCAACGGAGAAACCUACUGAAACCACUGACACGGUUACUGAGCUCCCGAAACGAACCUCACCACGGAAAAUUUCACCCAAACCGGCAAUCGAAGAACCUGCUCAGAAACCCACUUCCCCUAUCCCUGCUUCUCCGGCUCCUAAACUAGGGUCCCCGUCAGCGGAAAAACUCGACAACAGCAUCCGCUUCCAAACGGAAGACGAAAUCUUAUCGCACGUGAUCUCAAAGUACUCCCUGGACAAUAUUCUCGAACGCUACCUAACAGCUGGCAAGACCCUGGAACACCAGAAAACUACCCGCCUACUAACUCGGGAACUGUCCACCCUCAUGACCAAGGACAGCAAAACGCGCUACACUGUCCUGGAUGAGCUGUGCGAUCGUCACUCGGCCGAGUUCUUGGACCACGCGGUACAGGAAAAUAGUUCGGCCGCCGUCUGCCAGCGCCUCUCGAUGGUCACCAUGGUCGAGAACAUCUUCGAGCGGCUAACCAAAAUACCCCCGGAGGGAGGUACCCUCGAGGAACAGGAAGAACGCAUCAAGAUUCUGCAGACCAUGUUCGAGCAACUGGCCGAAAUGCACAAGUUCGUUCGAGGGUCCGAAUUCGAUCGGAUGCGGGAGAGCUUCGUCAAGAAGCUUGUGUACAGUAAGAGCAAGUUCGAGGUCAUGGAACUGCUAGAGGAAUACUUCAGCCGAACGAAAGGCGAGACGAGCUCGUGAGACUUAUUUUCAUAAGAAGUGUUUUUUUCUUUCGGUGUUAAGCGUAGAUUGUAAGAGAUUUUUUAGAAGUUAAAUGAUGUUUGACAGUCUGCAAACAAUAUAAUAUUUUAACAAAGCGAAAAGUUGUGCACAUUUUUCAGCGGAAAGUCAAAUUACUUGCUUGAUUAGUAAUUUGACAUAAUAGUAUCACUGUGUAUGUGGAUCCUUGAACAUCAUAUUGCCGCAUCGUGGAUCCGGCGGUCAAUGUCCAGUGAGAGCAAGUGAUCGUGGUGUGCGACAAUAUUUGCAUUAAUGAUACGAGAUAGACUUGCCUUUUCGAAGUAACAAAAUUUUGGAAGUUAAUUUUUAUUGUUUAAGUUCUGUUCUCGUUCGAGAAAAUCUAGGUACAAAAACUGACAUAUAAAACAAACAAACAAAUGGAACAUCUUUUAUAGAUUUUAAGAGAUCUUUCUAGAGUGCUGAAAAGAGAGAGAGUAGUUCUAAAUAAAAAUAUUUUAAUCUGAAA